UGUCUACGUAUCAUCAACUACUCUCCAAUACUUUUCUCCUCCAACCUCUUCUCUCUCUCCUGCAUAAUCUGAAAACCUGUUUCAGAGAUAAUCUAAGUAAGAACAAACAGACAAAAUCAAAUACAGAGAAGAUAUAUAGGCGAUACUUAUUAGGAACUCAGUUUUUACCUUUCAAUUGUAAUUUGUAAUGGAGAGGCUUAUCUUUACCAAUUCUUCACUUCCCUCGUCUAAACUCCACCACCUUAAGCCCUUUCCUCGUCUUCCCCAACUCCAAUUCUCCGUUCCAAAGUUCCAAACUCUGCCCUCCCUAAAACGUGUUGAGUAUCGUGGGUCCAAUUCUCGUUCUUGCAAAUGCAUUCAUGACCAGUUUUCAACUUCUGGUUCGUCGUCCCCUUCUUCUAGAUUUAAUGAUGGGCUUGUGGGUUAUUCGUCUACAUCGCAGGAUUUUCCAGAUGGGUCGGGUUCGAAGCCCCAUUUCCUCAAAUGGGUUGCUGAAACUCUGUCUCAGCAACAUAAGGUGGUUUCUGCAAGUACAGUAGUCCUACUCUCAGCAAUGCUGGUUAUGCUUCUCCACCCGCUCAUUGUUUCACCUGCUUUUGCUAGUUUUCCGGGUGCAGCUAAGACUGGGGGUCCAGCUGCAGCAGCAGUGGGAAGUCAACUCGUACGUAAUGAACUACUAACAAGCGCAUGGGCUGGUUUCUUUGCCGGUUGCCUUCACACCCUGUCAGGUCCUGACCAUCUUGCUGCUUUAGCACCUCUCUCAAUAGGCCGUACGCGGAUGGAGAGUGCGGCAGUUGGAGCCCUCUGGGGCUGUGGUCAUGAUGCUGGACAGUUGAUUUUUGGGCUGUUGUUUCUUCUCUUAAAGGACCGACUCCACAUUGAAGUUAUUCGUACGUGGGGGACGAGAGUAGUUGGCUUCACUCUUCUUGUCAUUGGAGCGAUGGGAAUUAAGGAAGCAUCUGAAGUUCCUACUCCAUGUGUUGCCCUUGAAAAUGGUGAGUGUGAUGUUAGUGUAUAUGAAGGCAUUGACACCCCCGUCGUCGGGAAGAAGAAAAAGAUAGGCUUGGCAACUUUUGCCACUGGAAUUGUCCAUGGGCUGCAACCGGAUGCACUGUUGAUAAUCUUGCCGGCACUUGCUUUGCCUUCACGCACGGCUGGUGUUGCCUUCUUGUGUAUGUUCUUGGUCGGUACUGUUAUAGCAAUGGGAAGCUAUACCGUCUUUAUAGGCUCGUGUAGUCAGGCACUGAAGGAUAGAGUUCCUAGAAUAACCGAGAAGCUCACUUGGGCUUCUUCUCUAAUAGCAAUAGGCUUAGGUCUUGCAAUUAUCAUCAGUCAAUUUUUUGGUUUUAGCCUGUAUUAGUUGGAAUCCGGCGUUACAUUAGUUUACAUUCAGUAUUAGGGGAUGUCAUUUGAUGAGGAUAUCAUUCAGCGGGGUGGAUUGUAACAUUCACAAGUUAUGAGUUAUAUAUAUUAUAACAAUUUGAAGAUUUUCUUCAGCU
Messenger RNA from Nicotiana tabacum (common tobacco), 1499 nucleotides. Its product is annotated as chloroplast protein FOR GROWTH AND FERTILITY 2. The record is from RefSeq and is a predicted model, not a curated record. Lineage: Eukaryota; Viridiplantae; Streptophyta; Magnoliopsida; Solanales; Solanaceae.